This is a messenger RNA of Leptopilina boulardi, 1727 nucleotides long. Its product is annotated as nucleoporin Nup35. Bases 161 to 1126 code for a protein of 321 amino acids. Gene Ontology annotation, biological process: nuclear pore organization; NLS-bearing protein import into nucleus; regulation of DNA-templated transcription. The record is from RefSeq and is a predicted model, not a curated record. Gene Ontology annotation, cellular component: nuclear pore central transport channel; nuclear pore nuclear basket; nuclear membrane. NCBI's taxonomy places the organism in Eukaryota, Metazoa, Arthropoda, Insecta, Hymenoptera, Figitidae. The transcript is spliced from 3 exons. Gene Ontology annotation, molecular function: structural constituent of nuclear pore; single-stranded DNA binding; phospholipid binding.
UUUAUUUUAAUAUAUAGUAAAAAGAAUUUUUUUUAAACAAAUUUUUAAUUAAUAAAAAAUCUAACCUCAAAAUUCAUAACGGUUCGAAACUUCGAAAUUUUCAUAACUGUCACUUGGGGUGUCACAACUUUACAUUAUUUUUUAUCAGUGCAAUUAAAAGAUGGAGCCAAUGACAUUAGGUUCACCUGUGGGAAGUCCUGCACAAUCUCCUAAUAAUCCCGGAUCUCAAUCUGCCUAUUUACCAGGAUUUCUACUAGGUGAUAAUAAUAUGCAUAGUAGAGUAGGAGUAGCGAGUCCUGAUACAUCACGAUUUGUAUCAUCACCUGGAAUGCAUUCGCCAACUUCGGGUUUAAAUUAUGGAUCACCUGACUGUCGUACUAAUCGACAAAAAGCAAUGUUUGGAACGCCAACGAGUCCAAGUGUUCCUCCUCAAAUUGGAUCAGAAAAUCAAGUUGGUGGUCCACCAACUCGUGGUUUAUUCGAUUCAUUGGAAACAACACAACUAAUAAGUUCACAUACAUCUUCAUUGAAUCAAAGUCAUAUGAAAAAUCAAUCACGAAUUCUAUCGGGCAAUAUGAAUACAACAUUAAUUGAUACACCAUCAAGUCCUGUUAAUAAUAGUGAAUCAUCGCAAGGUCUUCUUCAGUGGGUGACUAUUUUUGGUUUUCCACCAAGUGCACUUAAUGCUGUUUUGGCACAUAUUUCAAGUCGAGUGCGAAUUAUUGAUAAACAUCAUGCACCACAUCCACAAAGUAAUUGGAUUCAUUUGAAAUGUACCUCGGAACAAGAGACACAACGUGCACUAUCGUGUAAUGGAAAUAUUAUUUCUGGAUCAAUUAUGAUUGGCGUAAUACCAUGUACUGACGAGGGUGUAAUUUUGAAUUCUGACAAAGAAAAUCGAUUUAAAUUAAAUAAUAGUAUGCGAUUAUUCACAUCACCUGUGAAAGCCGGUCAGGGAAUGGCAAAUAAUUCAAUGAAAACACCAGUGAGAAUUCAAAAUGCACGACCAUUAGUUACUGGAUAUAAUCAAAGUUUAAGUCCACAAUCAGUGAGAACACCAGAAAAUGUACCACACAAAACAACUGGCUUGGUAUCCAAAGCCAUGGAAUAUGUAUUUGGAUGGUAAAGAAAUUUUUCUCAAAAAUUUAGAUUUAAAUUUGACUUUAUUAAAAAAAAAAACUCAUUCGAAGCUUUGAAUUAAAAAAAAAAAAAUAAAAUUUACAAUUAUUUUAUUUGUUGCGUCUAACAAUAAAUACGUCACAAAAAUUUUCGUUUAGCACAAUUUUUUCAUUCUUUUUUAUUUGUUUUAAUUAAUUCAAUUUUUUGAUUUUUAACUUAUCGGGAUAAUUUUAGUUCAUUUGAUUUCUUUUUUAUACAGUAAAAAUUGUGUUAAAUGAAAAUUUAGACGAUAGAUAAUUUGCAAAUAGAAGCGAAUUAAAUUUAUGAAUUGUAAUUUUUGUGAAUUGAAUUUCAUAAAUGUUCCUUGUGAACUAAAUUAAUAAAUAAAUAAAACAAUUAUAUUUGAUACUUUAGAAGGGCAAAGUUAAAAAAUAUUAGAAUAAUAAUUGUAAAGUUUUUUUUUAUAUAGGUUUUUCCAUUUUUUUCUAAUGUAAACUUGACUUUUUUUUGUAAAUAAUAUAAAAAAAAUCUCAUCUUUUUGUUGAAUUUUAAUGACAAUUUGUUGUGUAAAAAAAUAGUGUUGAAAAUAAAAAACAUUUUUAAGUUAA